UUAUCUGGAAAUUACUGGGGUUUACUGCGUGGGGUUAAGAGGGCCUGGAUUGGGAGGAGGGAUUUAGACCCAGGAUUUAGCACACUUGCAUGGCUCUUUGGCUGGCUUUGGGCCUCAGGAUGGCUUUCUUUCAGCACUAGGCAUGGUGUCUAAAAUUUCAAACUAAGCCUUUGUCUGUAGAGGACUCGUUUGGGGGUGAGAGGAAUAGGAAGAAAGUAUUAGCUUUAUGCAAGAUGGGAGAGAGCCUAUGGAAAUGGGGUACGACAGAUGAACCUGGACGAGAGCUAUCUUCACAAAUAGUGUUGGCUUGGCAGCCAUUCUUCCCUCGGUGUGGGCUUCUCUUAUAGCUGAUGGUUAGGCCCUUCUGAGUUCAGUGUCUGAGGCCAGUGUGCUUAUGGACUCGGGGUUUCCAGUGGCUGCUUGCUUGGUGCUUUUCAUUGGGAUUUCCGAGCCGCCAUGAAGGAAUUAAGCUCCCCAAGAACUUGAAAGGAGGGCGCCUCCCUUCAUCACAGCCAGGAAUGGAGGGGCUGGAUCACUAUUCCAAUUCGGGGGCUCGGGGCGGGGUCCACCGCCACUGCAGCCGCGACUGCUCAGCCCGGGAAAGGGGGGGCAGCAUAGGCCCAGCCCCCCAGAAGGAGGGGCUGGGCAGUGUGGCCGGUUUGUCCCCGCCCUUCCCCGGAGCCGCUACAUAAGUGGCUCCCGCACCUCCCCCGACUCAGUGAGUUACUUACCUCGACUCUUAGCUUGUCGAGGGCUGUAACGAGAACCCGGGGAUCCCUCUUCCUGCUGUCGCAACCGCUGCUUAACCCAUUAACCACCAUGCGUGAGUGCAUCUCUAUCCACGUUGGCCAGGCUGGUGUCCAGAUUGGCAAUGCCUGCUGGGAGCUGUACUGCCUGGAACAUGGUAUCCAGCCUGAUGGGCAGAUGCCAAGUGACAAGACCAUUGGGGGAGGAGAUGACUCCUUCAACACCUUCUUCAGCGAAACGGGGGCUGGCAAGCAUGUCCCCAGAGCAGUGUUUGUAGAUCUGGAACCAACUGUCAUUGAUGAAGUUCGUACUGGAACUUACCGCCAGCUCUUCCAUCCUGAACAGCUGAUCACUGGCAAGGAAGAUGCUGCCAAUAACUAUGCCCGUGGGCACUACACUAUUGGCAAGGAAAUCAUCGACCUUGUUCUAGACAGGAUUCGGAAACUGGCGGAUCAGUGCACAGGUCUUCAAGGCUUCUUGGUUUUCCACAGCUUUGGUGGUGGGACUGGCUCUGGUUUCACCUCUCUGCUGAUGGAAAGGCUGUCUGUUGAUUAUGGCAAGAAGUCCAAGCUGGAGUUCUCCAUUUACCCAGCCCCACAGGUUUCCACUGCUGUGGUAGAGCCCUACAACUCCAUUCUGACCACUCACACCACCCUGGAGCACUCUGAUUGUGCCUUCAUGGUAGACAAUGAGGCUAUCUAUGAUAUCUGUCGCAGAAACCUUGAUAUCGAACGUCCAACCUACACUAAUCUAAAUCGCCUUAUUAGUCAAAUUGUGUCCUCCAUCACUGCCUCUCUGAGAUUUGAUGGUGCCCUGAAUGUUGAUCUGACAGAAUUCCAGACCAACUUGGUGCCCUACCCCCGAAUCCAUUUCCCCCUGGCCACAUAUGCCCCAGUCAUCUCUGCUGAGAAAGCCUACCAUGAGCAGCUUUCUGUAGCAGAGAUCACCAAUGCUUGCUUUGAGCCUGCCAACCAGAUGGUGAAAUGUGACCCUCGCCACGGUAAAUACAUGGCUUGCUGCCUGCUGUACCGUGGGGAUGUGGUGCCCAAAGAUGUCAAUGCCGCCAUUGCUACCAUCAAGACAAAGCGAAGCAUCCAGUUUGUGGAUUGGUGCCCAACUGGCUUCAAGGUUGGCAUCAAUUACCAGCCUCCCACUGUGGUUCCUGGUGGUGACCUGGCCAAGGUACAGAGGGCUGUGUGCAUGCUGAGCAACACUACAGCCAUUGCUGAGGCCUGGGCUCGCCUGGACCACAAGUUUGAUCUGAUGUAUGCCAAGCGUGCCUUUGUUCACUGGUAUGUGGGGGAGGGCAUGGAGGAAGGAGAGUUCUCUGAGGCACGGGAGGAUAUGGCAGCCCUGGAGAAGGAUUAUGAGGAGGUUGGGGUGGAUUCUGUUGAAGGAGAGGGUGAAGAGGAAGGAGAAGAGUAUUAGUUCCCCCUGCCAUACAAUUGCAGCAUGUUUCAUCCAAAACUCAUCAGCUUAAACACGCUUAGCUUAUCUGUUAGGCGACUGUUUUGAAAGGUACCAUGAUGGAUCAGGAAUAAAGAAAGAGAAAGGUCAGAGUUGUAGACUCCAAAAAACAUCUGUACCUCUAUUCAUGAAAAAUGAUAUCAAGAAAAUGCUCAGUAGACAUGGCAGGCACUGAAAAACAUCAUGAGGAAAGAAAUCAAUUCUAUUUCAAUGAUAGGAAAUGACUCAUUAAUGAUGUGGGGAUAAUUCUUGAAUCAGCUGUAUCAGUAUGGUCACAUCACAGACUAGUUUGGCAAAGAAAGUAUGAAGACUGGAGAAUAGGAUUAAAAGAAAGAAGGUACCAUGGUGGUAUGAAGGCAGCCUUGAUAGUACAGCUAGCAAUCUGGUUAGUUUGUCUACACUGUCAAAACUGUGAUCAUGUCUAAGUUUUUCAUAUGUGUGUAAAAUUCCCAUCAUGUCUGAAAUUAAAGGCUUUAAGAAAACAUGCA
Molecule: messenger RNA, 2702 nt
Organism: Monodelphis domestica (gray short-tailed opossum)
Lineage: Eukaryota; Metazoa; Chordata; Mammalia; Didelphimorphia; Didelphidae
Product: tubulin alpha-1B chain
Biological process (GO): microtubule-based process
Cellular component (GO): microtubule
Molecular function (GO): GTP binding; structural constituent of cytoskeleton
Source: RefSeq, a predicted model, not a curated record